Messenger RNA from Darwinula stevensoni, 2530 nucleotides. NCBI's taxonomy places the organism in Eukaryota, Metazoa, Arthropoda, Ostracoda, Podocopida, Darwinulidae. The record is from the annotation of a GenBank genome assembly.
GUCCAACAUGGCUGCCUCUCUGUUCCAUGUGCUUCCGUCCUUAUUCCAUCCGCUCUGAUCGAUUGCCGGCAGAAAUGAGUGGAAUGUCUUUUGAAGACUGUUUUCAAUGGAGGUCUCUGACACCACGUAGGAUCCCUCCGCAAAACAUCGUUAUCCGGCUUGCAAAUCGGGAAGUUCUCGGCGCCAGCACGAAAAUCAACCCUUAUUCCAUGUCCCGGAAGUUCUAUCAAAACAUUGUCCCCAAUUUCACAGUCAUGACUGUGGAGAAACCCCCAUGUUUCCUCAGGAAGUUCUCUCCCGAUGGGAAACUUUUGAUUGCUUUUUCUUGCGAUCAGAACUGCGUGGAAAUUUAUGAGUAUCGAGGUGCCGCUGCUGCCUGUGAUUUGUUAAAGGAUACUGAUGGGGAUUUCCUAGGAAUCCCCGUUCGUGGGGAUGAAAGAGGCAGUCAGUACGUGCAGGAAGUACGAAGAAGAAUCUUUCGCUGUUUUUUUCGCCUCCAACACACUGUGCAAGUUGUCUCUGGUGUGGAACAGCUGAAUCGAGAAUGCAGUCUUUUUACUAGUGAUGGAGACUUUGUGAUCGUGGGCUCAGCUGCUCCAGUAGUCUCACUUGAUGAGGUGCAAAUCCCACAUUUCUUUGAUUUAUAUCAGAACAAUGAAUCCCUCACUUUCAAUGUGCGAGCUCCACUUGAGAACUACACUCUACAUGUUGUCCACCUUCGUGAAGGCACUGUUGUUGAUAAAUGCCAGUUCCGGAUUGAUAAAAUUGCCCUCUCACAUAAUCAAGGGCUGUACCUGUACAAAAAUACUCUUGCAGUUCUUUCACUUCAGCAUCAACUCAUCCAUAUCUUCCGUCUCAUGAGAGAUGGUUCCCUGGUGCCAAUGCAGACAAUAGGAAGGUUCUGCUAUGAUGAUGAUCAUCUCCAAGUGGACCAACGCUUUACUCAUUCCCCACAUCAAGCAUUUCGGGAAGCAACUAUCAAUUCUUUGAAACAUAGGCUACUUGUCUUUUUAUACAAAAAAGCAGUUGCUGCUUCUUUGGUCAAGCGAUCUACUCUUCCCCUUCGAAGGUUCUUCCAGCAUUUCAACACAUUCCUGCACCUCAAGAUUUGGAAGAUGCAACUUCUUGAUGAAGAGCACCUUCUCAUCAAAUAUGCCAGUGAAGAAGUGGUCACUACAAGGUGUCAAGACCCAAACUCCCAUCCAUCAUUCUUUAUGGUUUAUAAUUUGAAGAAUACAGAGGUCCUUGCCAUCUAUGAGAAUACAUCACAGGAGUUACUUGCUCUCUAUGAACGAUUCUGUGAUCACUUUAGAAAUUCUACCCUCAGUUAUGAAUCUUGCUUCACUUGCUCUCCUGCAAACAAUAUUUUUGCAAGACAAGUCCAAAAUCGAUGCAAGCAAACUUGGACAAAUGCCAAACUUGGAGGCCCAACUGAAGCAACAAAGCGUCUCUUGGCCCAAUUACCCAUCAGUGCACAGUCAUAUUCUGCUACUCCCUAUCUUGAUCGUGGCCUGUUUUCCUAUGAUGACAAAUGGGUUUCGGUCAUGGAGAGACCCAAGGCCUGUGGAGACCAUCCAAUCCGGUUCUACUCUAGGGACUCAGGUCUUCUGCGCUUUCAAAUCUAUGCUGGGAUUCAUGGGGCAUCUCUUGGUCCUGGGAAUUCCAGGCGACUAGUGGCCUUCACCUUUCAUCCAACUGAUCCAUUUGCAAUCAGUGUUCAGCGCAACAACUCUGAAUACAUAGUGAAUUUUCAUUUGCGACAUCUGGGCAAGACAACAAAAGAAUACUCAAAUCUCCCAGAUUCCUACAUCAAGAGAGCCAUGGAGAAGGUAUACUACAAGACACCUAAAGACCAUAGGUUCUUGAGAAGAGAGGACAAGAAGAGGCAUUUCUACUUUGGACUAGAUCGACCUUGGACUGAAGGAUUCCAGCAUGCUAAUCGCUACAAUAAGCGGACUCCCCUUGUUGAGCCCAUCAAAGACUGGUCCUUCUUUAGGGGAGAUCGGGUAGAAGUGCUAAGUGGGAAGGACAAAGGAAAACAGGGGAUUGUGGUGCAGCUGAUAGAAGAGAGGAAUUGGGUGAUUGUGGAGGGACUCAACUGCCGCUAUCGAAAUGUGGGGAAGACUCCCACCUACCCUGGUGCCCUUGUGAAGGAAGAAAUGCCUCUACUGGUUACAUCAGAAGUUGCACUAGUGGAUCCUUCUGACACCCAACCAACAGAGAUCGAGUGGCGGUACACUGAAGAGGGGGUAAGAGUACGAGUGUCAAAGCGAACAGGUAGAAUCAUCCCCAUGCCCAAAAUGGCUGGGGAAACCCAUGAUUACAAGACCAGGACCACAUACAAAGAAAAUGAGAAGAAAGACACUAAAUCCAGAGAGGUCAUGGAAGUAACAUUUGAACCAUGCCUCAAGACCUUUGAAAUGGACAUCAUGGACAAGAUGGGAAUCAAGGAGACUCAUACUCCUUGCAAAACUUAUUGGUAUUGAGGGAUGAGCUUUUUCUAAUGCUGGUGCUUUAAAUAAAUAGUGCA